Messenger RNA from Pipistrellus kuhlii (Kuhl's pipistrelle), 2263 nucleotides. It is a transcript of the gene TTLL8, whose product is annotated as tubulin tyrosine ligase like 8. Gene Ontology annotation, molecular function: protein-glycine ligase activity, initiating. Gene Ontology annotation, biological process: protein polyglycylation; cilium movement; cilium assembly. The record is from RefSeq and is a predicted model, not a curated record. NCBI's taxonomy places the organism in Eukaryota, Metazoa, Chordata, Mammalia, Chiroptera, Vespertilionidae. Gene Ontology annotation, cellular component: cilium. The coding region runs from base 96 to 2045 and encodes 649 amino acids. The transcript is spliced from 13 exons.
CGGGAGCUGGAGCCAGAGCUGGAGCCGGAGCAGGAGCUGGAGCCGGACCCGGAGCCGGAGCCGGAGGGAGGAAGGGCGAACUGCCGGAGCCUGGAAUGGAGCAGGGGGAGAGGAAGAGGUUCCUGUCCGCCUCGUCGGAAGGAGACUGGAGAGAAGAAAACAAAUUAAAACGAGACGUAUCUUCUUCCCCCAAAUUGGACAGAUACAAAAUGGCGAGACAGCUGACGGAAAAGGCCAUCAAGGACAAGAAGAUCUUCUCCAUCCACGGGCACUACCCGGUGAUCCGUGAGCUGCUGCGCAGGAAGGGCUGGGUGGAGAAGAAGCUGCACUUCCUGCCCAAGGGCUCCCCCAGGGGCGAUGGCGACAGCGAAGGGGCCGCUGAAACCAAACGCGCUGAAGGCAAAGAGAACCAGGACGUGGCCUUUGAGGAGACGGACGACAUCCAUGAUGUGAUGUCCAGGUUGGUGCGAAACGAGAUCCCUUACUUCCUGUGGACGAUCAAGAGGGACUCCAUCGACUACCACAGCCUGAGCGGCGACCAGAUGCUCAACCACUUCGGCAAGACGGCGUCCUUCACCACCAAGAUCGGGCUGUGCCUGAACAUGAGGAACCUGCCCUGGUACGUCCAGGCCAACCCCGACACCUUCUUCCCGCGCUGCUACGGCCUGGGCUCCGACAGCGAGAAGCAGGAGUUCCUGGAUGACUUCCGGCGCACGGCGGCCACCAGCAUCCUCAAGUGGGUGGUCAGCCACCAGCGCUGCCCCCGGAGCCAGGCCCCGGGCAGGCCCAGGGAGGCCCAGGACGCCGACCCCGGCAGCCAGAAAGCUCCCGAGAACAACGCGAAGCCCCUGGGCCUCUCGGGGCAGCUGGUGGACAUGGCGUGCCAGGUGUGCCAGGCCUACCUGGCGCAGCGGGAGCACGAGGACAUCGACGUCGCCAAGGACGCCGCCAAGGACCUGACGGAGGAGCAAUGGAAGGAGCUGACUCAGCAGUACUACGCCCUCAUCCAUGGCAAUGCCUUCCUCUCCAGCCCGAGGACCCACUUCUCGCAAUGCCAGGCGCUGCUGAACAGAAUCUCCUCCCUGAGCCCGCAGACCGACAUCGACGGGCUGCGCAACGUGUGGAUCGUCAAGCCCGCGGCCAAGUCCCGGGGCCGCGACAUCGUGUGCAUGAACCGCGUGGAGGAGAUCCUGGAGCUGGUGGCGGCGGACCACCUGUCGCCCAAGGACAAGUGGGUGGUGCAGAAGUACAUCGAGACGCCUCUGCUCAUCUACGACACCAAGUUCGACAUCCGGCAGUGGUUCCUGGUCACCGACUGGAACCCCCUGACCAUCUGGUUCUACAAGGAGAGCUACCUGCGCUUCUCCACCCGGCGCUUCUCCUUGGACAACCUGGACGGGGCCAUCCACCUCUGCAACAACUCCAUCCAGAAGCACCUCAAGGUGGACAAGGGCCGCAGCCCGCUGCUGCCCUACCACAGCAUGUGGACCAGCACGCGCUUCCAGGAGUACCUGCAGAAGCGCGGCCGCGGCUCCGCCUGGGGCAGCGUCAUCUACCCCGCCAUGAAGCAGGCCAUCGCCCACGCCAUGAAGGUGGCCCAGGACCACGUGGAGCCGCGCAAGAGCAGCUUCGAGCUCUAUGGCGCCGACUUCAUCCUGGGCCAGGACCUGAAGCCCUGGCUCAUCGAGAUCAACUCCAGCCCCACCAUGCACGCCUCCACGCCCGUCACGGCCCAGCUGUGCGCGCAGGUGCAGGAGGACACCAUCAAGGUGGUGCUGGACCGCAAGGGCGACCGCAGCUGCGACAUCGGCAACUUCGAGCUGCUGUGGAAGCAGCCCGUCGUGGACCUGCCGCCCGUGUACGGCUCGGACCUGUGCGUGGAGGGCGUGGGCGUGCGCAGAGGCAAGAAGCAGAUGCCGCCCAUCCCGCACUUGCGCUUCUCGCCGCUGCUGGACCCGCUCAAGGCUCGCGGCCCCCCGGCCAUGCCCGACCUGGCGCCCCCGCGGGCCCCGCCGGCCCUGAAGCUCAAGUUCGGGAAGGUUUAACUGAUGUGAAACUACGGGUGAAGCCAGACAAAAAGACUGACCCACUAGACUUUUUUACGGGACGCAUGAAAGAUGAAGUUUACGAUACCAAACAGGCAGCAGCUGACGAAGGGUGGGCACACCAACACCGAGCAAAAUGAUUCUUGAUGUUCUGAUUCCACGGCUUCGCGAGACCAGCAGCGCCAGGGCCAGAGCCGUCAUCGUGUGAAAACAGGUGU